Papilio machaon (common yellow swallowtail) is the source of this 549-nucleotide messenger RNA. RefSeq names its product calexcitin-2. The record is from RefSeq and is a predicted model, not a curated record. Gene Ontology annotation, molecular function: calcium ion binding. Lineage: Eukaryota; Metazoa; Arthropoda; Insecta; Lepidoptera; Papilionidae. The transcript has a single exon. Bases 1 to 549 code for a protein of 182 amino acids.
AUGGUGUCCGACUUCAGAAGGAAAAAGUUGAUGUUCAUGUUCAAGUUCUUGGACAAGGACGGCAGCGGCUCCAUUGAAAAGAAGGACUUCCAGCUGGCAGCGGAAAAAGCGGCGAAAGAGAGAGGAUGGAAGGAGGGAGACGCCUUGUAUAAGGAGUGCUUUGACACCAUCGACAUGGUGUGGGAUGCUUUGCAAAAGGUGGGAGACUCGAACAGCGAUGGUCAAGUGAGUGCUGAAGAAUGGGUCACAAUGUGGGACACCGUCAGCAAGAGCGCAGCAGACCGAGACUGGUUGGACAAAUACUGCAAGUUCGUCUUCAAAAUGCAGGACUUGAACGGCGAUGGAUUUAUUGACAGCGAUGAUUUUGUAGCUGCCAGCUCAAAAUCCGGUAACACCAAGGAAAAUGCUUUAGAAGCGUUCAAGAAGCUAGCGCAAGGAAAGUCACAGAUCUCCUUAACAGACUUCCAAAAAUUGUGGAAUGAGUUUUUCACAACUGAAGAUCCUAAUGCGCCAGGAAACUUCAUCACCGGCAGGCCCAGCUUUGAUUAG